Messenger RNA from Rotaria socialis, 1419 nucleotides. The record is from the annotation of a GenBank genome assembly. Lineage: Eukaryota; Metazoa; Rotifera; Eurotatoria; Philodinida; Philodinidae.
AUGACUACCAGUUCUAAUGGAAUACAUGCUGAGUCACAAUCCACUGUUUAUGUACUAUAUCGUCGGCGAUUUUAUAUUCUCGGUGUUUUCUCCUUUCUUUCUUUCAAUCAGUGCUCAUUUUGGCUCACAUUUUCUCCCGUUUCGCCUAGUGCACAAUCCUACUACAACAUUUCUUCAUCCACCGUUGAUCUUCUCCUCAAUUGGGGACCCAUUAUAUUCAUACCCUGUCUUCCUCUUGCCUAUAUUCUUCUUAAUACACGGAAUGGUCUCCGGCGCACUGUCAUUUGUAUAGCUGUUGCCUGUUUUAUAGCUACUCUACUUCGAGUGAUACCUUCGAUAGUUGUUUCUCAUUCAAAUCCCCAUUUCAAAACCAUCGCUCUAUCCUUCUUUCAUGCUGGCCAAAUUAUCAAUGCUGCAUGUGGUCCACUUGUGAUGAUGCCCGUUUCUCAAUUGUCAUGUUUAUGGUUCGGUCCUAACGAGAGAGCACGAGCUACUACAUUCGCUAUCAUGGCAAAUGUAUUCGGCUCGACUGUCAGUUUCGUUAUUAAUCCAUGGAUCGUGUCUAGGCCGUCGAACUUACCAUACUUGCUCUAUUUUCAUCUUGGUCUAGCACUUGUGGCUGGCAUUCUUACUUUAGCAUACUUUCCUGCUCAGCCACCCAAGCCACCAUCGCAUGCAGCUGAAGUACUUAUGAACGUAGAAAAUAACAAUUCUGAUUCAGGAUUCAAAGUUUACAUGAAAGGUCUCCGACAAUGUAUCAUGAAUCCUUCAUUUGUUCUACUUGCAAUAGUCGGUGGUGUAAUGACUGGAACAUUUAGUGUGUGGACAUCAUUGUUUUCUACAAUUCUUGCUCCUGAAAAUUAUAGUGAGCAACAAGCCGGUUGGUUUGGUUUUGCCUCAUCAUUAGCAAGCAUUGUUGGCGGGUUUUGCUUAGGUGCGCUGGCUGAUUCGUCUCGUUUUCGACGUUCACUCAAAAUGUUGAUCAUUAUUGUGUUGAUAGCCUGCUUCAUCCCGAUCGUUUGGUUUCAACUGUCCGUUCGUAGUGUUUUUUAUGAUGCACAUGUUCUUAGUUCGACACAAUACACUAUCGGAAUUGCUGCCACUCUUGUUGGCUUAUUUCAAGGAGCUGCAGCACCAUUGGUCUAUGAGAGCCUAGCUGAGAUCACGUAUCCUCUUCCGGAAUCUCUGUCCGCCUCUGUUCUCGUUCAAUUGAACAAUGUGACUUUUCUUACUCUUCUCUUUGCUGUCUCCGGACGAUACAAAAUAAUGAACUUGCUUGUUGUCAUUGCCAUUGGACUAUCUAUUGUGAUGGCUGCUUUGGCUCGUGUCUCGUACAAACGACGAGACGAAGAUGAGAGAAAGAAGAGAGAAGGCAAUGAUACUAUGCAAUUAAAUAGUACUAUUUCUACUACCAAUUAA